CGAAAUUUCCGCUUUUCCGAGACAGACCUGAGCGGCGACGGAAAGGCUUCGGAAGAUUUUGAAAGUUUGGGUAAUCGGAGGGAGGAUAGGAAGGGUAUCGUUCUCUCGGAUUCCUCCACAGUCCUGCCACAGGUGGCAGUAGCCGAGCAGAGGGAGAAGGGAGCGGGGAAUUCAGAAGCCAGUCAGGUAGAACUGCCACACUGCGCGCACACACAAGGUUCAGAAUUAGACUGUCAGAAUCUAUUCUCAAAUUCUGGGAGACUCGAGUCACACCCAGUAAAACAAAUCGUGUACCCAACUGGCAGCAUUCCUGACACCCAAAACCAAACAAGUUCUUCGGAAUUUGAUGCACAACAGAACCACCCUGACUGGGCUGAGGACAUUUUAAGUACUUACCUGGGAAGAAUAGGGUGCACAGAUCAAAGAUUCCGCAGUUGUUCCGCCCCAGUUUCAGAGAAUCAUUGUGAAUCCUCCAGUCAAUCCCGAGGUAAAGUUUCCAAGGUGACAAAGACUAGAUUGGAAGUCAUUAUCACACUCUCCAAAGGGGGAGGAGGUGGGCAGGCGGGGGCACACGGGCAUGCGGGUGGCCUAGUUUCGACAGAGGCAAGUGACCCAGGGAGACCACAGGUACUAAUGGCAGAAAGCGGAACCUCGAAUCCGAGCGAACCUGCGGAGGAAUGCCAGAGGAAUGCGGCGAACGCUCGGGAGCCGCCUCUCGCUGGAUCCGCCGGGCAGCAAGUGCAGAGCAGAGGACAAUCUUCGCUGCACGUCCCACCACGUCCCCGCUACCAGGACCCAGGCUUCAGUCGCUUCCUACCGCCGCCGCCCGCCGCCCAGGCUCUCAGGAAACCUGACCUUCAGAAGCCGGCCAGCCUGCCGGAGCCCCUACAGCAAGCAGGAGGUUUGGUAGUCAGCUGCAAGCAAGAGGAAGGUGACAUCAAGAUAAUGAGCACUAACAGCAGAUUUCUCCCUGAGACUGACCUAUACCCAUCCAGUGUCGUGCCUUCUCAACCUGCAGGUAGUGCGAACUUUACACAUACAGCAAGCACUGCCACUCUGCAGAACGUCAAUGGAGGUCUUGGUGAUGGUGGGAGUGGAAAUUCAGAGAACUCCUUGCAGCCAAGACAAGAAGGUUUGAAGCAUAAAGUUUAUAAUGUGUUCAUUAAGGAUGAAAUAUUUGUGAAUGGAGUUGACCCAACUACAACAAAUGAUAGCACUAAUCAGAAGGUUCUCUCUUUGCCAGACAAUCCAACAUGGAGUGAGAGUUUGGAAAAGCAGAGUCCUAUGAAUUCAGUCAUCUCUAUUGGGACAAUUAGGCAGGAACCUUCUCAGCAGCCUGGCAAAGACCCUCAAUGUGAUGGAAGUGGCUCUUGGAAGAAUGUGAAUUCUUCUGGAUCUGCUCAGCAGAUGAACACUUUGUAUCAACAGAGCCCUGACCAGAAUGGUCGUAUUACUGAAACUGUUCCUUUCCUGACCACUGAGGAAAGUGGAUCUCAAAAGGUAAAAUUGGAUUCAGUACCAUACAGCUCUCUUGGCAGUCUCCAAGAAGGACCACCACAAAGUAUUGUAAAUUUCCCCGAAGAGUCUAUGAAAGUGCAAACUGCUGAAACCCUGACGCUUACUUCUCAAAGUAUGCCGCUGCAAAAACCUACGGAUAAAUCAGAAAACAUAAAGAUUGAAAGCUCCUCAAUGGUGAAUCCAGAGCCUCAACGAGAAGCCCUCAAAUUCCCAUAUGUGAGUACAGGAUUAGGAGGAAAUAGAGUUCAACACCUUCAUCUAUCUGGAAGCCCCUUGUUAGAAAAUCAGCUGUCACUUGAUGAUGCCAUCUUUCAAGGUAACAUGAAGAUUAGUCUCACAAGUGCCCUGGAUGACUCUGAUGGUCAGUCAGAAAUCGAUGGCUUUGUCGAUACUAUUCGUAACUUGGAUGUUCCCAUACUCUUGAGUCGUAAUAAAAAUGCAAGGAACCAGAGACCUCAUUCCUCCACUUCUCCCUUUGCCACACUGCCUCCCAUUGAAGAGGAUCAAACUAAUCCAAUACUUUCUCCAUCUUCCUCAAUCACCGAGGAGCCACCGGAAACACCAGAGGCAGCAGAACCUGUGGCAGUUGAUGGAAAACUUUUGCCAAGCUUGCCCACCCAACCUGUUUUGGAACCUCCUCAAAAAAAAUUCUCAAUGGUAUUGACAAACAAGGCAAGUCUCACUCCUGGGCAGAUGAUGAAGAAGCUGCUUGAGGAGAAGUUUGAAAUUGGAACCCAACGUGUUUCUGUGCAAAACAGCAUAGUCUUCCAAUCUUCUUUAUCUGGGAGAAACAAAUUAGAUGACAGUGCAAGUUCAGAAGGCACGAAAGCCCUCGUUGGAGACAGCAUUCGGUCUAGGAUUAGCAACAGUUUCUUGUAUAACUUAUAUCGCAAUCCUACAGAAUCGUUCUCCAGCAGGUCACUUGAUCUCUCAACGACUAAAAAGCAAAUCAGUGCCGCACCAGCAACGUUACAAAAUAGAAUGCAGAGAAGCCCGUCACAAGAGGAUGUUCCCACAGCAACAGUAGCUUUGGAUAAACUAUCAACACCAAAUUCACUUGCCCAAUCAUCCAAUGAGAGUUUGGGCACCAGAAGGACUAACCUUCUAUUCAGCACCCCUGAGAAACUGAUACCUGGAUUCACUUGUCUGUCAGAUAGUGGACAGGAUCUUCGGAAGAGUAAGAUUUCUUUUCCUUCUGAAAAGAAACCAGCAAGAUUGACAGCUUUUCCAGAUGGAUGGAAUUCAAAACCAAAAGAACAGGGAAAAAUUACCCCACGGCCUGGCAAGAUCAUCAUAUACAACGAGCCGAAUUUCUCCGGUUUCAAGAGAGAAAUCAGCUGUGACGUUCCUGAUUGUAUGCCCUGGCAGUUUCCAGCUGCCAUCUCCAUAAAGGUUAUUCGAGGAUGCUGGGUGAUAUACGAGAAGCCAGAAUAUAAAGGAAAGAAGAUCUUCCUUGCAGAGGAAGAGGUGGAAUUGGCGGACCCGUGGGCAGAGGAAAAGGAAGAAGAUCAAGAUUCCGAACCACCACCUACCAAACCCGUAGUCAUCGGUUCCCUUCGGAGAGCCGUCAGGGACUACACCAUACCGCAAAUAUCCUUGUUCCCAGAUGCCGAUGGAGAGGGGAAGAAGCUGUCAUUUUACAGUGCGUCUGAGGAUAUCCGAAUAUUUGGCUAUCCACCAAAAAUCACGUCCAUCAUCGUGAACUCUGGAUUAUGGCUGGUUUACUCUGAACCUUUCUUCGAAGGGCAGCUAUGUGCCUUGGAAGUCGGUGGCUAUCGCACACUGCAGGAAUGGGGAGCAGAGAAAGCACAAGUGGGGUCACUAUUGCCCCUGCAAAUGAGUGGACCCAGAGUGGAGAAGCCAUACGAACCAAAGCUCACCAUCUUUGAGAGGCAUUAUUACACGGGAAGAAACAAAGACAUGCGUGAAGAUUCCUCAGACUUCCUGUCCCGUUACCCCAGCAGUGGGUCACUCCUCUCCUAUGCGGGCUCUAUUAAAGUGCAUGGAGGAAUUUGGGUUGGCUACUCGAAGGAAGGGUUCAGAGGUCACCAGUAUCUGUUGGAGGAAGGCGAGUACCCGGACUGGAGGUCAUGGGGUGGCUACGAUGAGGAUUUAAGGUCCUUGCGUGUCAUCCGGGCAGACUUUUCCAACCCGAUGAUCAUUUUGUACCCGGGAAAUAAUUGUGAGGGAGAGGAUUCAACUACUGCGGUUGAUGCAGUGGCAGACAUGGAAGCAACCGAUUCUGGGGAUACUAUACAGUCCAUUAAUGUACUGAGUGGCGUCUGGGUAGCCUACGAGGCCGCCAACUAUUCCGGAGCUCAAUACAUCGUAGAGAAAGGGAUUUAUCGGAAUCCUCAGGACUGGGGUGCUCAGAGCUGUAAGAUUGGCUCACUGCAACCUAUCUUACCGGUAGAGCCAAGUGGUCAGCAGUUCAGACUGAAGAUGCAGAUCUUCUCUGAGUAUGACUUCAACGGACGCUGCUUAGAAAUUGAAGAAAGCAAGAUGGGGAUUCCAAAGGAGUUUAAGCUCCAGUCCUGCAGGGUCCUAAGUGGCAGCUGGGCUCUGUAUGAAGGCCAGGACUACAAUGGAAGGGUUUUUGUGGUUAGUGAAGGAGAGUACCCAAACCUCCAAUCGAUGGGUUGCAAGAUGACCACGCACAUCCGGUGUGUCAAAACUAUUCCACAUAUCUUCUCUGAGCCUUUAAUCACUUUGCAUGGUUUGGAGAACUUUGAAGGAAAGGAGAUUGAAUUGGACUCGGAGGUGAAGAAUCUGGUCUCCGACGGUUAUAACAAUCAGGUUCUGUCUCUUCAUGUUCAUGGUGGGAUCUGGGUUAUUUUCGAGUACAGCAACUUCCGAGGUCGGCAAGUUCUGUUGGAACCCAUUGAGAUUUCAAACUGGCCCAAGUACAGCAGCUUCACCAGGAUUGGAUCAUUAAUGCCAAUCACUCAGAAACAAAGAUACUUCACCAUCAAGAACCAGGAGAAUGGUGGUCUGCUGUCCAUCGUUCCAUGUGGGGAAGAUGUAAAGUCAGCGCGGGUUAUUAUUGCUCCUGAGAGUAGGGAACUGGAGCAGCUCUGGUUCUAUGAGAAAGGGAUGCUGAAGCCCAAGUUUGCCCCAGACAUGAGUCUUCAGACCAUUGGCGCUAUGGGUGACACUGGAAGCAAGGUGGUGAUCUGGUCGGACACACGGAUGCCGAAGCAUUGCUGGACAUUUGAAUUCAGUGGCACCAUCCGAAGCCUCUUGUAUGAAGAAUUUGUGCUCAGCAUCAAAGGUGGGAAAUCUUAUGACCAGGACUCUGGAAUGAUCUGUAAACAUGACGAUCAGAACCCAGUUCAACAAUGGGAGAUUCAGAUGCUGUAACAAAACCAACUCCCUAAGACCGAAGUACUGGGCCUCUGAUGCCGGAAUUAUCUUUCCCUCUAAGCAUCUUCUCUGCUGCUCUCUCCCUGACCCCUGCAGUGCCUCACAAGAGGGUGGUCAGUAGUUGAGGGGGACAUGAGGGAUAGGAAGAGGAUGAGCCCCCAUUCACUAGCUGAUGUCAUCCAUUAGAAAAUGGUGUGGCACAAUGUUGUCGUGAUUAGUGUAACGCUGUCACAAUACCAGUGACCUGGGUUCUAUUCUGCUGCUCCCUGUAAGAUGAUUGUACUUUCUUCCAUGAUGUUGUGAGUUUUCUCCGGGUGCUCCAGUUUCCUCCCACAUUCGAAAUAUGUACAGAUUCAAGUUUAAGGUACAUUUAUUGUCAAAGUAGGUAUGCAGCAUACAACCCUGAGAUUCGUCUUCAUCGCAGACAGCCACGAAACGAAGAAGACCAUGGAAGCCAUUCAAAGAAAAUCAUCAACCUCCCAGCAUGCAAAAAAACAAAUGGUGCAAACAGCAACGAGAACAUCAACUUCCCCCGAGCACACAUUAAAAACUAAUCAUGCAAGCGGCAACAAGAACAUCAAAAUCCCCUCGGCGUGCAAAAACCAAAUUGUACAAACGGUAGCAAGAACAUCAACCUCCCCCCAUGGAAAAAAAAAACAUGCAAGUCGUGCAAACAGCAUCACAAAAACACAGAAUAUAAAAUAAGACUGAAAGAGUCUAAGUGAACUAAGGUACAAUUCAUAAAGUGCAGGACCGGAACUGGGUAGUGGUUUCAUUGGUCACAUGGUUGUAAUUGGGUAGUAGGGUCUCGUUGGGCUAAGGAGCUGUUUUAUCUCAAUGUUAAAUAAAAUCGCAGGAACCAGAUGUAACUACACCUGCACGACACUGUCCAUCCUUAUAACUUCCACCAAUACAAUUUUUGAAAUGAUUCCCUUUGAAAGAAAUAAUUCCGCCGUUCAAUCAUUCCCUCCAGUUCAGCACUUAUUACAUGUUUUUUGCUACCUUGACACCACACAGAAUUCAGCAGAUAGCGUAGAAAUGGAGUUAUACCUAAUUCAGAGUAGAGAGACAGUGACAGGUGCUCUUUCCUGUAUGAUGCUGAAAAACAUCCUAGGAUGCACUAGGACACAUCAUCAGUGAUUAAACUGUAGUCAUAGGGUGUCUCGGGGUCUUUUAACAUCAGAUACUCUCACCUAGGUGACCCACCAGUGUUGAUCAGUCCCCAGCUUAUGUCCCAGUUGUGUGCACGGGUCACACCUCUUGGUCCAUAGCCAUCUGGAGGCUUGCUCAGCAGCCUCUGUGAUGGUCCUGAUGGCUCUUUUCUCUGUCGCCCCCGUAAUGCCAAGGGGAGAGUAGGUUCUGCAGAGCGAGCAGCCAGUAAAACCUCUACACCCCACCUCUAUAGACUCACAUCGUGCCCUCCACCCCUAUCCCUGGCACUGUUCUACCAGCUCAUUGUAUUUGGCUUUCUUUUGCUCAAAUGCCUCCUCAAUCCAGUCUUCCGAAGGCACUGUCACUUCCACCAUGACCAGCUGCUUCGAAGUUUCUGACAAUUCCAAUGUCAUCAGUAAGGAGUGUCUACAUCCUCCCCUCGAAAUGCAUGGCCUUUCUCUAGGUCCUCCAGUUUCCUCCCAUGCUCCAAAGAUGUACCGGUUAAUAGGUUAAUUAUUCAUUGUAAAUUGUCUUGUGAUUAGGUUAGGGUUAAAUUGGGGGGUUGCCGGGGGUUGCUGGGCGAUGCAACUCAAAGGGCCAGAAGGGCCUAUUCCAAGCUGAAUCUCUAAAUAAAAAUAGAAAUAAAUUAUUUGAGCCCAAUCCUAACUCCAGGUAUGUUUGAUACCUUUCAUACAAACAACAGGCAGUAGAGUUAGUCAAUGGAUUUUUUUUUUACUAAGUCAUGGGUUUGGGUUUUUUUUUUAAUUUCUAACUUUGGAAUUGGUAUUGGGGAGAACCACUAUCCGUAGAACUGUAGCCAUGUUAAAGUCAGAGACAAUGGAACCGUAGCCCAGUAAGAGUCAGUGCCCCGAGACCUGUAGCCUGGCGGGACACCGUGAUGUGGACGGUGAGUCCCUGGGGAGCUGCACUCCUCUGAGAGCUGCUGGGAUUCUAGCCAGUGAGCAAAGGGCGAAUGUAAAAGGUUUACUGCGUGAUGUACAAGCCUCUGCUUCAGGCUUAUUACAGUUCAGAAUUUAUUUAAACAUCCCCAAUCUAUGUAUGAUUUGUGAUGGUAGACAUAAGAAGUGCUUCUUCUAUCUAUUUUAUACAAUAGACAAAAAUGAUAUUAAUUUUUAUUGAGUUUUGUAAAUGACAAAGAAUUUUAUAAGCAAAUAAAUGAUAACUAUUU
Mobula hypostoma (lesser devil ray) is the source of this 7222-nucleotide messenger RNA. RefSeq names its product beta/gamma crystallin domain-containing protein 2-like. The transcript is spliced from 20 exons. Gene Ontology annotation, molecular function: structural constituent of eye lens. NCBI's taxonomy places the organism in Eukaryota, Metazoa, Chordata, Chondrichthyes, Myliobatiformes, Myliobatidae. The record is from RefSeq and is a predicted model, not a curated record. Bases 634 to 4878 code for a protein of 1414 amino acids. Gene Ontology annotation, biological process: visual perception; lens development in camera-type eye.